This is a messenger RNA of Phyllopteryx taeniolatus (common seadragon), 2119 nucleotides long. RefSeq names its product methionine sulfoxide reductase Ab (gene msrab). Bases 527 to 1267 code for a protein of 246 amino acids. Lineage: Eukaryota; Metazoa; Chordata; Actinopteri; Syngnathiformes; Syngnathidae. The record is from RefSeq and is a predicted model, not a curated record. The transcript is spliced from 10 exons. Gene Ontology annotation, molecular function: peptide-methionine (S)-S-oxide reductase activity. Gene Ontology annotation, cellular component: cytoplasm. Gene Ontology annotation, biological process: cellular response to oxidative stress.
GACCUUUAGGAUGCCUCACUUCCUGGUUUAUGACUGAGACAACGAGUUGGCUUGAGCUAGCGGCUUUUUGACAAAACGUCGUUUGAGUGACCACACAAAUAAUGGUCAAGCGGAAACUGGCAGACCUUUAAAGUGGCCCGCUGUCACCACAUGGCACCCCCCAACCACCCCUCCGUGCGACCCCUCUGUCCACUUGGCCCAUAUUGCUAAACUGGUUCUGACGAAAAACACCAUCAUGGAAAUAUAUUUUACACUGCCGACCUGGAUUCCCGCGUCAAAGCUUCUUAACCUUCACUGCGCCUUUUGUGUAUGACGUCCUGUGGGCGGUCCGUAUGUACGUGACUUCCCGCCGUCAGGUCCACUGUGAACACAAAGAGCCCAAACCAAACACCGGAACCUCAUUGACAUGACCUGGCGCGGAUUCAUCGGGAUGACGAACAUGAGCAGCUGCGGCGCAAUAAAAAAAGAUGCAACAAAAGAUACAGCUUAACUGCGUUUGCGUUGGUGUCCACUGAGGCUCGAGAACAUGUCAGAUAAGACUCAGAUGCCGAGCAGGGAGCGCACCCUCGCCGGACGAAAGGAGAAAAUGGCUGUCGCAGUCAUCACCUGCCUCUUCUUGCCAAAGUGCAUCAUGGGACGAUGGGUCCAGAGGGCCCAUCUGGGCAUUACGCGCAUGAAGGCUCCGCCCCGUCACAAGCAUGCAGUCAACGGAAACACCACUGUGGAGCCUUUUCCAGAAGGCAUGGAGAUGAUCAUGUUUGGUAUGGGCUGUUUCUGGGAAGCAGAGAAACUUUUCUGGAGAGUUUCGGGGGUUUUCUCUACCCAGGUGGGCUUUGCUGGCGGCUUUACGCCCAACCCCACAUAUGAAGAGGUCUGCUCAGGUCUGACUGGACACACUGAGGUGGUGAGGGUGGUCUUCUCUCCCAAAGACAUCAGCCUCGUCGAGCUGCUGAAACUCUUCUGGGAGAAUCACGAUCCGACACAAGGUAUGAAGCAGCAUGCCGACGUCGGGACUCAGUACCGUUCGGCCAUUUACACUUCCAGCGCCACUCAACAGGAGCUCGCUCUGAACAGCAAAGUGGCCUACCAGAAGGAGCUGGAGGCGAAGGGCAUGGAUGCCAUCACAACAGAAAUAUUGGAGUUGCAGCAGUUGUACUACGCCGAGGACUACCACCAGCAGUACCUGAAGAAGAUACGCCAAGGCUAUUGCGGCCUCAAAGGCACCGGCAUUUCCUGCCCCAUCGGAGCGGGGAAAGAGGAGCCGUAAGCAACGCUACGGAGGACCACUUAAAGGUUCAUUCUCCCGUGAUUGAGGCCGUGACAGAAACAAUCAGUUCUGCACCUCCUUAGACUUAAUAGUGACUACUAUAGUGAGUGAUGUAAUCAAAAGUUAAUCAUGUUUAAUCAACACGUACUGUGAAGCUGUGGUUCUCAAACUUGGGUCCCUGGACCAACUAUAACAUGGUGUUCUGCAAAAUAAUUGUCAAUAAAUUAUGUCGUAAAUUUUUUUUAAAAGUGCAUAACUAAAUUAAACUAAAGCAAACAUACGAAAGUAAUGACUUCUGCCUACCCUACUUAAGGUUUUGGCUAAUACAAGUUCUGAUAUGAUUCUAACCUAUCACAUAAAUCUGACACCCCUCGAGGCAUCCAGCAUUUCUGGCUCUUUUCACGCUCUUAUCUUGUAGAGUUGUACAGGUGACCUCGGGAAAAUAUUUGCAGCUGGGAAGCGCAUACUGCGGCUCGAAUGUUUCUAGCGUGGCCACAUCGCUGCUUGUGCAAUGUAGAAAUGGGACGCCAUGUCUUUGGCAUUUGACUGUGUGAUUGCCUUCCACCGGGCUCCUUACUUGCUAUUUGGAAAACGACGGGAAAAUGAUUCUGCUAAUGUUGGGUGAUUCUUAGUGGGAAUUAAACUCAGUAGUGAAAAUAGUGGCAAGAGGGCUUAGAAAUAGGAACAUAAAGACACUAAAUAGCUAAGUCGGCAACACUGAUUGUGUUAUUGUGAAGUAGCUUCUCUCUGUUCAUCAGCUGACGACUAUGGAUACAUAUUGGAUGUAAUUCACUUGAAUUGGGUUAGGUUCCCUUUUAUUAAACAGCUCAUGAAUGCUUAGACUGAAUUGUA